AUGGAGAGCCGGAAAUUCCCUGCCCAAGGCCCCACAAGGAUUGAGAGCGGGAAAUUCCCUGCCCAAGACCCCACAGGCAGUGAGAGCGGGAAAUUCCCUGCCCAAGACCCCACAAGGCUUGAGAGCGGGAAAUUCCCUGCCCAAGACCUCACAAGGACUGAGAGCGGGAAAUUCCCUGCCCAAGACCUCACAAGGACUGAGAGCGGGAAAUUCCCUGCUCAAGAACCCACAAGGAUUGAGAGCGGGAAAUUCCCUGCCCAAGACCUCACAAGGACUGAGAGCGGGAAAUUCCCUGCCCAAGACCUCACAAGGACUGAGAGCGGGAAAUUCCCUGCUCAAGAACCCACAAGGAUUGAGAGCGGGAAAUUCCCUGCCCAAGACCUCACAAGGACUGAGAGCGGGAAAUUCCCUGCCCAUGACCCCACAAGGAUAGAGAGCGAGAAAUUCCCUGCCCAAGACCCCACAAGGAUUAAGAGCGGGAAAUUCCCUGCCCAAGUCCCCACAAGGAUUGAGAGCGGGAAAUUCCCUGCCCAAGACCCCACAGGCAGUGAGAGCGGGAAAUCCCCUGCCCAAGACCCCACAAGGCUUGAGAGCGGGAAAUUCCCUGCCCAAGACCUCACAAGGACUGAGAGCGGGAAAUUCCCUGCCCAAGACCUCACAAGGACUGAGAGCGGGAAAUUCCCUGCUCAAGAACCCACAAGGACUGAGAGCGGGAAAUUCCCUGCCCAAGGCCCCACAAGGAUGGAGAGCGGGAAAUUCCCUGCCCAAGACCCCACAAGGAUUAAGAGCGGGAAAUUCCCUGCCCAAGACCCCACAAGGAUUGAGAGCGGGAAAUUCCCUGCCCAAGGCCCCACAAGGAUUGAGAGCGGGAAAUUCCCUGCCCAAGGCCCCACAGGCAGUGAGAGCGGGAAAUUCCCUGCCCAAGGCCCCAAAGGGAUUGAGGGCGGGAAAUUCCCUGCCCAAGACCCCACAGGCAGUGAGAGCGGGAAAUUCCCUGCCCAAGACCUCACAAUGACUGAGAGCGGGAAAUUCCCUGCCCAAGACCCCACCGGUAGUGAGAGCGGGAAAUUCCCUGCCCAAGACCCCACAGGCACUGAGAGCGGGAAAUCUACAAAUUCCCUAUUCAAGUAG
Messenger RNA from Liolophura sinensis, 1131 nucleotides. RefSeq names its product polysialoglycoprotein-like. The record is from RefSeq and is a predicted model, not a curated record. NCBI's taxonomy places the organism in Eukaryota, Metazoa, Mollusca, Polyplacophora, Chitonida, Chitonidae. The coding region runs from base 1 to 1131 and encodes 376 amino acids. The transcript has a single exon.